UCCAGACUGCCCCGCAAUACCUGCCUGCAACCUGCCCUGUGUGCUGACUCUGGGUGCUGACAACUGCCUUUCCUGUGAGUGUCAACCCCUCACGUGUCCAGCUGACUGCCAUGAGGCCCUCGGCCCUAAAGGCUGUGUUGAUUGUGACUGUGGUGAAACACCCUCCCACUGCCCUCCGGUUCCUACUUGCUCGCCUCCUUGCACGCUAAAGAGGGCAGCCGAAAACUGCUUUGAGUGUCAUUGUGGUCAGACUCGUCCUGCAGACUGUCCUGCUGAACGUAAAUGCGAACUACCUUGUCUCUUGGCUCCUCUCCCAGAUAACUGGGAGGGAUGUUUCUGCCCAAAUCCCAUAGAGAAGGUAUGUCCCGAAGUCGAAGUGUGCAAGCCUCCUUGUACCACCUUGCUGGAGCCAGAUGGGUGUCUUAAGUGCCAUUGUCCACAAGUUUGUCCACGCAGGGAAUGCAAACCACCGUGCAGGCCUUUUGUCAAGUCAGAUGGCUGCCUAGAUUGUGACUGCCAAGCUUGUGAACCUGUAAAACAUUGCCCUAUAUCCUGUCCCAUCAAGAAAAUCAGUAAAGGAUGCUAUUACUGUGACUGCCCCCCUUGCCAGCCAGUUGGUGAGUGUCAUCCACUCUGUUGCCCUAAGUAUGACUUCCAAGGAUGCAAGGUGUGCGAUUGUCCACACUGCCCGCCGGUCACAAACUGCUCUGCUGAAUGCACUGUGAGGAAGAAGAACAAUGGCUGUGAUUACUGCGACUGUUCAACAUGCAAGCCUCUGACGAAUUGUCCCGAUGACUGUCCAAAGAUAAAAGACGAAAGGAAUUGUGAUGUUUGUGGCUGUCCUGUGUGUAAGCCAUUGGCACAUUGCCCGACUAACUGUUCUGUAGAGAAAGACGAGAAUGGAUGUGACAUCUGCAAGUGCCCCGAGUGCAACCAAGUGCACUGUGAUUCUUCCUGCACAGUUACAAAGGAUACCAUGGGGUGUGAUGAAUGUACUUGCUCUUUCUGCCAGCCUGUCACUGAGUGCCCCAGUAAUUGUUCUGUCAUAAAAGACAGCAAUGGUUGUGAAGUAUGCCAUUGUUUAAUUUGCCAGCCGUUAUCACACUGUCCUGAAAAUUGUGAAAUAAAAAAUAAAAAUGGCUGCAAUGAGUGUUUCUGUCCCGAUUGCCAGCCGAUUCAGUACUGCCCAGAUGGAUGUCCAAGGAAACUAAAUGAACAUGGCUGUGAGGUCUGUGAUUGCCCUGCUUGUAAACCUGUUGUUAACUGUCCAGAUCAAUGUGACAUAGUCAAGAGCAGCGUAGGUUGUGAUGUAUGCUACUGCCCCCUCUGUCAGCCAUUGCUUGAUUGCCCUCAUGAAUGCUCCACGAAGACAGACGGAAAUGAGUGUGACGUAUGUGAUUGAUGUGUGUGUGUGAACC
Molecule: messenger RNA, 1418 nt
Organism: Penaeus vannamei (Pacific white shrimp)
Lineage: Eukaryota; Metazoa; Arthropoda; Malacostraca; Decapoda; Penaeidae
Source: RefSeq, a predicted model, not a curated record